Molecule: messenger RNA, 1671 nt
Organism: Cadophora gregata
Lineage: Eukaryota; Fungi; Ascomycota; Leotiomycetes; Helotiales; Ploettnerulaceae
Gene: RCO3
Product: glucose transporter
Exons: 3
Coding region: 1-1671 (556 amino acids)
Biological process (GO): carbohydrate transport; transmembrane transport
Cellular component (GO): membrane
Molecular function (GO): carbohydrate:proton symporter activity
Source: RefSeq, a predicted model, not a curated record
AUGGCAAUAGCCAUGGCCUGGCACAAACCCGACAAUGUCGCUGGCUCAUCAGCACCGGCCAUCAUGGUCGGGCUGUUUGUCGCAACUGGAGGACUGCUUUUCGGUUACGACACUGGCACAAUAUCUGGAAUACUGGCUAUGAAGGCAUUCCGCGAACAAUUCUCGACGGGAUACAUCGAUCCGCACGAUGGCUUCCCCAACGUUUCUCCAGCUCAGUCGUCAAUAAUAGUUGCGAUACUCAGUGCGGGAACCUUUUUUGGAGCACUGCUAGCAGCACCUAUUGGUGACAAAAUCGGCCGUCGUAUAUCACUGAUCAUUGCUGUGAUUAUAUUCUCUUUCGGUGUUCUUCUUCAGACGAUAGCAAUGGCAAUUACUCUACUAGUUCUUGGGAGAUUCUUUGCCGGACUAGGUGUUGGAAUUGUCUCGGUGUUGGUUCCCUUGUAUCAAUCCGAAAUGGCCCCGAAAUGGAUUCGAGGUACUCUGGUUUGUGCGUAUCAGCUUGCCAUCACCACUGGUCUUUUCCUCGCUGCUGUUGUCAACAUCCUGACCGAAGGAAUGAACCACCGCAACGCCUUUCGUAUUCCACUUGCCAUGCAAUUCAUUUGGGCUGGUGUUCUUCUCCUUGGAUUGUUACUCUUGCCAGAGACGCCGCGGUAUCUUAUCAAACGGAACUUACAUGCCGCAGCGGCCUCUUCUCUCAGUCGGUUACGCCGACUUGAUAUUACGCAUCCAGCUUUGAUCGAGGAACUGGCUGAGAUCCAAGCCAAUCACGAAUAUGAAUUGAGCCUUGGUCCUUCCACAUACCGAGAUGUUUUCUUCGGUUCUCCCCAUCUCGGCCGUCGCCUGAUUACCGGAUGUGGUUUACAAAUUCUGCAGCAACUAUCCGGAUGCAACUUCAUCUUCUAUUACGGCACCACUUUUUUCGCUCGUAUCAACGUCAAAUCACCUUACGUUGUCGCUCUGGUAACCAAUGUUGUCAACGUCGUCUCUACGAUUCCUGGAAUGUUCCUUGUCGAAACCUUGGGUAGGCGUCGACUUCUCAUGAUUGGUGCUUUUGGCAUGGCUGUAUGUCAAAUAAUUGUCGCCUCUGUUGGAACUGCCAUGCCCGACUCCAAUGCAGCCAGCAUGGUCCUCAUCGUCUUUGUAUGCCUUUAUUUAUUCUUCUUCGCCGCUUCUUGGGGACCUGUUGCUUGGGUCGUCACCUCCGAAAUUUAUCCCCUCAAAGUCCGUGCCAAAUCGAUGUCGAUCUCGACAGCUUCCAACUGGCUACUCAAUUUUUCUCUUGGAUAUGGAACGCCGUAUCUAGUGAACCCUGGUCAAGGUUACGCCAAUCUGCAGUCAAAGGUCUUCUUUAUAUGGGGAACGUUUUGCGCCAUUGCAGUCGUUUUCGUUUGGGCGAUGGUCUACGAAACGAGCAGAAUUAGUCUAGAACAGAUCGACGAAAUGUACGAGAGAGUUGACCGUGCCUGGAACAGCAAAUCUUUCCAGCCAAGUUGGAGCUUCCAAGAGAUGCGAGACGAAGGAGUUUCGGCGAGUGGGAUUCAACUCACCGAAACCGAAGAGCCUCGACGGCGGACUGCUACGAGUACCAGCACCGCCGACAGCAGCACAACCAUGACAGAGGAAGACAAGAUUAUUGCCCAAUUAGGGGACGUAGAUCUAAGUUAUUAA